ACAUGACUUUCACAUAGGGAUGCCGCGAAACUACGCUAGGGAUUACGGUACUGGUCAUAUUGCCUCACAUUAAUUACAAUUGUGUACUAUGCCAUUCAGAUCGGUUUUACUGCAAUAAGUAUGAAAUUCCCAUGCGACGGGUUUUACAAAUUCCUACGUUGUAUUACUAUAUGUAUGUUUGUACACAAGAUGCAUUGAUAACGAUUUCAGUACGAAUCACUCUACACUGAAGGGAAAUGAUUCUGACUGUUGAGUAGUAUAUAAUCCUUACAAACUGCUCAAUUGAGCACCAAAGUCAAUUGUAUCAUCAUUCGAUUAACAUCAUAACUAUAUCAAUCUACUUAAGUAAAAAUUCAAUAAUUCAGUGCAAAAAUGAAAUCUUACGCUGCCAUCGUCCUCGUCUCGAGCCUCAUUGCCGCCGCUAGCUGUGCCCCACAGUUUGGAUUCGGAGCAUCCGGUGCGGGAGCGAACGCCGCAUCCCAAGGAAUGGGAAUGGGAGGAGGAUUCCCCGGCAUGGGUGGUGGAAUGAGUUCUUCAAACGCCAACGCCGGUGCCCAAGGUUUCGGAAUGGGCGGUGGAUUCCCCGGAAUGGGUGGCGGCAUGGGAGCCUCAUCCGCAAACGCUGGCGCCGCUUCGCAGGGAUUCGGAAUGGGCGGACCUUUCGGAGGCAUGGGUAUGAGCGGUUCGGCGGCCAAUGCUGGAGCGCAAGGUAUGGGCCAGGGAUUCGGUGGAUAAGAAGUAGUAGAAGUUCAGGCUUCCACUAGGUGCUCGAAUCAUUUCAUAUUGAAGCUAUUUAUUUAUUUUAAAAGAACGUAAUACAUUGUUGAUAUUACGUACAUGUACAGUAUAUAAGCAUCAAGAGUAAUAAACGGAUGAAAAUGUAAAAA
Molecule: messenger RNA, 887 nt
Organism: Aedes albopictus (Asian tiger mosquito)
Lineage: Eukaryota; Metazoa; Arthropoda; Insecta; Diptera; Culicidae
Exons: 1
Coding region: 373-735 (120 amino acids)
Source: RefSeq, a predicted model, not a curated record